This is a messenger RNA of Rhincodon typus (whale shark), 2643 nucleotides long. RefSeq names its product sodium- and chloride-dependent neutral and basic amino acid transporter B(0+)-like. Gene Ontology annotation, molecular function: L-proline transmembrane transporter activity. The record is from RefSeq and is a predicted model, not a curated record. Gene Ontology annotation, cellular component: membrane. Gene Ontology annotation, biological process: sodium ion transmembrane transport. Lineage: Eukaryota; Metazoa; Chordata; Chondrichthyes; Orectolobiformes; Rhincodontidae.
UCUUUGUAUUGGCUGAACUAGGACAAUGGUCACUGCUGAAUACUACACACUAUCUGAAUUUCUAUGAAAGCCUUUUUUUUUGUUCCAAGCAAAAACUGAACCUUCCAUUUUUAAGCAAACACAUUUGGAGUUUGGAAUUGUUUGUGCUCCUAAUUAAUGUAGGGACAUUCACACAUUUAAAAUAACAGCGUUCAGAAACCUCUGCAGGUAGGUUGAUGUCCUUUGCUCCUGACAUCUGUGAGACUAAUUCAAGUAACCAGUAAUAGGAAGGCUCGAUCUGUAUCUCUGAAACCUUCAGUGACUAGAUCUGCAGUUUGAAAGGCUAACUUCUGACUACAGAGAGGUCACUGAGUGUUACAGAACUUCUUAAUUCUUAACUAGUGUGAUGGAGCUGGACAAAGUUCAGACAUGUCCCAAGUUUCAACCACCGAGCAAGGAUCGUUUAUCAUUGCCCACAAAUGGACAAGAUAGAAUUGUCUUUAUCGGGGUUUGCACAGAAUGACCAUCAAACACACUACCCAGAGGACAGGGCUGUCACCAAUGAUCCUGUGAGUGAAAGUGAUGAGAAUGUGGAGCGAGGUAACUGGUCCUUAAAGACUGACUACUUGCUCUCGAUGAUUGGCUGUGCUGUGGGUCUGGGUAAUGUCUGGAGAUUCCCUUAUCUGGCUUACAAAAAUGGAGGAGGUGUGUUCCUUAUUCCCUACACUCUGAUGCUGGCACUCAUUGGCAUACCAAUGUUUUUUUUGGAAUCUUCCUUUGGGCAGUUUGCCAGUUUUGGACCUGUUGCAGUCUGGAAAGCUGCGCCCAUGUUACACGGUGUGGGUAUAACUAUGAUCCUUUUCGGAGCAAUUGGCAACAUUUCGUACUGCGGCAUCCUCACCUACAGUCUGUACUACCUGUUUGCUUCCUUCCAAUCAUCCCUGCCAUGGGCAGACUGCUUCAGUUGGUGGGGAGCAGAUGAAACAUGCAGCAGGACUCUGAAAGAUCCACUCUGCAAUCUCACUCAGGACGAUGGAUAUUUUGAAAUCAUUAAUACAACAUGGCUGCAGGCAAACAAUGAAACUUGUCCAAAUGGAUCAGAAAUCUCCGUUCCUCACCAGGGUCCAAGUGAGCAGUACUGGGAUAAAGUGGCUUUACGUCGGACUAGUUCAAUAGAUGAGACGGGGUUGAUGGUUUGGUAUUUAGCCCUCUGCCUGUUUCUGGCCUGUCUGAUAAUUGGAACUGCGUUAUCCAAAGGGAUCAAAUCUUCCGGAAAGGUGGUUUAUUUCACUGCCACAUUCCCUUAUGUAGUUCUGACUGCACUCCUGAUCCGUGGGGUUACCCUGGAGGGAGCCCAUAAAGGAAUUGAAUUCUACAUUGGAAGCCAGUCAGAUUUCUCUAGACUGGCUGACGCUGAGGUCUGGAAAGAUGCUGCAGGACAGAUUUUUUAUUCUACAUCAAUCAGUUGGAGGGGCUUAAUAACACUAUCAUCCUACAACAAGUUCCACAACAACUGCUAUAGAGAUACCAUCGUUGUCUGCAUUGUUAAUUCUGCUACAAGCAUAUUUUCCGGCUUUGCCAUCUUCUCCAUCCUUGGACACAUGGCUCAUCUACAAGAUAUACCUGUUUCAGAGGUUUCGCAGUCAGGUUUCGGAUUGGCUUUCAUUGUCUACCCAGAGGCUCUUGCCCAGUUGCCAUGGGCACCUUUAUGGUCCAUAUUAUUUUUCUUCAUGCUUGUCACUCUGGGAGUUGAUACUCUGUUUACAAGUUUAGGGACAAACGGAUUCAUCAAGGACAUUGAGAUGAUGAUUGGGGAAAGGAACUGGCUCUUCUGGCUGUGGUGGAGAGUGUGUUGGUUUUUUAUCACUCCGUGUGUGCCGGCAGCAAUAUUGUUCUGGUCCUUAGUCACGUUUGCCCCACCAACGUACGGAUCUGUUGAAUACCCUGACUGGGCAGUAGCGCUGGGUUGGUGUAUGAUCAUUUUCUGUAUUAUGUGGAUUCCUAUAAUUGAGUAAAUUGUCCAAGCUGAGGGCUCCACCUUGUGUCAGAAAAUUUCUGUUGCUUGCACUUCAGCUCCUGACUGGGGUCCAUACUUAGAACAACACAAAGGGGAGAGAUACAGAAACAGGUCCAAUUCUACAGAAUUGUGCACAAUGUCUUGCUACAUCUGAGAUAUAAACAUCUUACAGAAAAUUUGUAAAUAAUGGUCCUGAAAAUCCACCAGCAUUAUGAUAUACAUUGUCUUCCAUUUUACUGAGAGUUCUGUAGAAGAGUGAGCAACAUGGCUGGAUCACAGAAAUGCCAACUCUUGGUAUUUCUGAUGUUUCCCCUGUAGAGUAAAUGAUUUACAGUGUGUCAACACUGUAAUGAUAAAUACUGAGCAAAUAUGUAACAUAUUGUGUUAUAUCUCAUGGUCAUAAGUAUGUAAGUAUGCUAAGAGACAUGCUCAGAAUAUCAUCUUUGCAUCAUAGCAUGUGGCCUGAAGGUAUAAAAGUCUCAAACUCUGUCUUUACUCAGGAUGACUUGAAACAUCACCAUUUGAAGCCAGCUGCUCACUGCUCCUCUGUUGUAACCAGCUUAGUAUGAGCCCUGAUACUUAGAUAUCUGAAAAAGCUAAUGUUUGUGUGUAAUUUUUAAGUAAUAAACAUCUGUUGCAUUCUUUAA